Messenger RNA from Clarias gariepinus (North African catfish), 1750 nucleotides. RefSeq names its product NXPE family member 3-like. Bases 18 to 1703 code for a protein of 561 amino acids. Lineage: Eukaryota; Metazoa; Chordata; Actinopteri; Siluriformes; Clariidae. The transcript is spliced from 5 exons. The record is from RefSeq and is a predicted model, not a curated record.
AAUAGUGGCAUCCAAUAAUGGACAGACACGUCCCCAAAUUGCAGCUGAUUUUUACUUUAUUGGCACUGUCAGGAUUUAUACUUCUUAUUACCAACAUCACUUUUCUGGAGGAUUUUAAUGAUCAACUAAUGUCAGCCUUCUACAAAAUACAGAGCAGCAUCCAAUUAGCCUUUAAGGAACCUGAAAACUCGCAGCCCUUGACUUUAAGCAACACAUAUUGUGCACAGUUUGGCCAGAAGCCCACAGCAGAAGAGGCCAAAGAAGAGAGAAAUCUGCUCAAUUCCAUUGCAUGGCCAGGUCCCCUGGUGCAAGACUUGCCUGUGGAGUUCAGCACCAACCCUGCCAUGAGCUACUUUGUGAUUCAGGGGCCAACAGAGCAGCAUAUGGGUGGUCAGCUUGUGGUUCAUGUCCAUGUGCAGAACUUCUUGGGCAUGCCUAAGAAGCAUGGGGAAGAUUUUUUGAUAGCUCGGCUGCAUUCACCAGAGCUGGGUGCUGGAGUUGCAGGCAAGGUGCAUGACCAUCAAGAUGGGAACUAUACUGUAAUAUUCCCAUUGUUGUGGGCUGGAGUAGCAUGGGUGGAAAUCACCAUGGUGCACCCGAGUGAGGCAGUGGUGGUGCUUAAGAGGUUGCAGAAGGAGCGCCCAGACAGAGUGUUUUUUAAAAGCCUGUUCCAUUCUGGUGCUAUUUCCGAGACCACUAUGUGCAAUCUGUGCCUUCCCCUGAACGAGCAACCACUCUGCAACUAUACUGAUCCUGUAACUGAAGAGCCCUGGUACUGCUACAAACCAAAACAAUUGGGAUGCGACACACGAAUAAAUCAUUUUAAAGGGGGCUAUGUAAAGAACCUCGUGACUAAAUAUGAAGCACAGUUUUUCCAAAGCAAAGUAAAUAUCAAAAUUCCUAUUCCCGCAUCAGUGAUGGCCUGUGUCAAUGUGUUACUUCCAGAAAAUGGAAAAACUAAUAUUAAAAGUAUUUACAAUGCUGCUGGCUACUACUUUAAUAAUACCUGGAUGCCUUUGAGUGAUGUAGACAUCCGGCAGUUUAAUGACGCAUCAGCCAUAACACAGUGCCUUAAAGGGAAGAUUGUGUAUAUGUUUGGCGAUUCCACCAUGCGUCAAUGGUUUGAGUACCUCACUGCCAUGGUUCCUGGCUUGAAACAGUUAAAUCUUUACAGCCUUCAGCAGGUGGGACCACUCAUGGCUGUGGACAGCAAUAACAACAUUCUGGUGCACUACCGUUGUCAUGGGCCCCCAAUCCGCUUCAACACAGUGUUUUCUUCUGAACUGCACUACAUAGCAAAUGAGCUAGACAGGCUCAAGGGUGGGCCUCACAUGGUGGUUCUCAUAAGUGUGUGGUCUCACUUUAGCACUUUCUCUGAUGAAAUAUAUAUACGGCGCCUGCGGCAUAUCCGCAGGGCCGUAGUGCGGCUGCUGAACCGUAGACCAGAUACACUGGUGGUGAUCCGCACUGCCAACCUGCAAAAGAUUGACCCAAAGAUUAGCCUGUAUAAUAGUGACUGGUUCUCUCUGCAAAAGGAUGCUUUGUUACGUGCCAUGUUCAAAGGACUCCAUGUGCAGCUGCUAGAUGCCUGGGAGAUGACUCUUGCCCACCAUCUCCCCCAUGAUUUACACCCACCUCGUGCCAUUAUCAGACAUAUGAUGGACAUGGUCCUUUCACGUAUCUGUCCAGUUAAAAAAAUAUAAAAAUGUAUAAAAAUAUUUUGUAUUAGAUGUCAGUAAAUUAACAUAUU